This is a messenger RNA of Boleophthalmus pectinirostris (great blue-spotted mudskipper), 2154 nucleotides long. It is a transcript of the gene spaca4l, whose product is annotated as sperm acrosome associated 4 like. Gene Ontology annotation, molecular function: transmembrane receptor protein serine/threonine kinase activity. Bases 94 to 480 code for a protein of 128 amino acids. The record is from RefSeq and is a predicted model, not a curated record. The transcript is spliced from 3 exons. Lineage: Eukaryota; Metazoa; Chordata; Actinopteri; Gobiiformes; Gobiidae. Gene Ontology annotation, cellular component: membrane.
AAAACUCUAUUACAGUCCAUUUUCUUAUAACGGUCUGGCAUUUGCACACUUUUACCUCUCAUCGCCACCCAAAAAAAGAACACUAACGCAGACAUGAACAGAACUAUCUUCCAGCUUUUGGCCGUGACUCUGUGCUUCGCUGCAGUCCAGGCGCUGCAGUGCUACAAUUGUAAGGUGGGCUUCUGGAACCUGUGCAUCACCUCAAAGGUCACCUGCAACUCUGGAGAGCAGUGCUUCAGCGGCAGAGGGAAAGCAGCUGGGUUUAUGGACAUCUCUAUGAAGGGAUGCCUGGCUAUUGCCGAUUGCAACAAAACCUCCACCGUCACCUUCCCCUCGUCCGGAAACACCACGGUCUACCAAAUGACCAAGACCUGCUGCAACACCGACCUGUGCAACAGCGCCCCCACUACUCUCCCCGGGGCACUGCAGCUUACCCUGGCCUCUGUCGCCGCUGUGUUCGCUGCAAACGCCCUGUUUUAAUCCCCAACCUCAGAAUGCACCAAUGUCACUGUCUAUCUCCAUACACACAAACACACACACAAGCCUCAUAAAGGGAUCUAGACUACACUGGCUAUGGUCACAUGUACACCCAAAAUGAGAGCAUUAUCAGAUGUUUGGAGUUCUAAAUCUGUUAAAAUUAAAUGUAAACUGCAAAAUACAAAUAUUUCUUUCUGAAUAUGCUCAGUCGGAUUAUUUGCAUCAAAUCUUGUAGUUUGCAUGCCAUUUAAAUAAACUUAAAGAUCCAGAAAUAAGAUUUUUCUUUCUUUUUUUAUUUUAAUCAGCUUUUGGUGUGCAUGUGAACAAAGCCACUGAGGACUUGCAAUGAAUCUUAGACAUUUGUCAUAUAUGAGAGAAUACAUUGAAUGAUGCCAAAAAUUUUUUUAAGUCUAAGUCACCUAAGAUGAAUUGUCAAUUGAUGCUUGAAGAUUCACAGUGUAACAAACUAUGAAUACUUGUAAGCAUAAAGUAUGCCCAAAAAACAACCUAUGAAUAUUUAUAAUUAGGGCUGUUGUCAUUUAGUCGGUUAAUCCUUUUUAAUUGACUCAAAUUUGUAUUUGAUUUUAAGGAUUUAUAUGUGACAACAGCAGAAAGGAGAAGUUACCAGGAGAUUUGCUUUGCUUUGGUAUUUAUUGGUGGUUUUCAGAUUUUAGAAUGUAACCACGUCAUAAUUUUACAUUGAAAUAUCCAAAAGUUAAAUGCAUACAUGUUGAACCUGAUUGUUUCUAUUAAUGACUAGACCCAAGAAUUUUGUGUAUUAUAGAAUGAAUCUCCAUUUUAGCUAUUUUAAUUUUAGCCGCUCCUCAUCUCUAAUGAAUAAUAUUGAUCUAUAGAAUGCAGGGAUGUCAACUGAAACCUAGUGAUGUGUAAAAAGACAGAUUAAACUCAUGAUUCACAAAUUCAAUCUGUCUUUAUAUAAAUAUAUUUAAAUAUCCUUUUUUUUUUUUUAAUAAAUGUUUUUGUAUGAACUUCUGCACAGGUGUAGUCUUGUGAAUAGUUAGACUAGCACGACUUAUGACCCAUAGUAUCUGUAAAACCAUAUUUUUACACUUAAAACAAUUCUAAAAUUACAAUAUGAUCAUGUCACUGUUUUAAGAUUCACAAUGUUACAAAACACAAAGCCAUAGUAGACUAGUAUCUGCAUGAUGAUGUAACCCUAAACAUUAAUUUGUUUGUCCAAAGAUUUUUUUUUUUUAAUCCACACUUCUCGUGUUUGCCAAUCUGACUAUUAUUAGUGAUUUAGUCCAUCAAAUAUUUAGAGAAUAGUUUUCUCCUAGUAAUAAAAAGCUAAAAUGUGUUCUUCAUUGGUGCAUCCUCAAUCAUGUUAAGCUCUUCUAAAUGGUCUUAAAUAUAUUUAUCUGAAUUGUUUUUACCAAUUCUUUAUUUCUUGUUUUAUUGGUUUAAAAAGUAGAAUGCCAUUUUGUUAAAUCCAUUUCAAAUUGUGCCAUCUUUUUUGCAAACAUCUGAUUUGUUUUUCAAUUAUGAAUUUACUUUUGUAAAUAAACAUGGGGUAAAAUUUAGCUAAAUUUUACACAUAAAGUCUAGUCUCUGCCUCAUGAUAAUAUUUUGUAUUUGAAAUGGCAGUGGAUUUGAAUGACUCAUUGUUCUGAAUAUUCAUUUUGUUUAAUUGGAGUUUUAAUAAAGACCAAACUGGGA